This is a messenger RNA of Alligator sinensis (Chinese alligator), 3442 nucleotides long. Its product is annotated as solute carrier family 52, riboflavin transporter, member 2-like. The transcript has 6 exons. Gene Ontology annotation, biological process: riboflavin transport. The coding region runs from base 281 to 1252 and encodes 323 amino acids. NCBI's taxonomy places the organism in Eukaryota, Metazoa, Chordata, Crocodylia, Alligatoridae. Gene Ontology annotation, cellular component: plasma membrane. The record is from RefSeq and is a predicted model, not a curated record. Gene Ontology annotation, molecular function: riboflavin transmembrane transporter activity.
ACAUGCUGGGCCCCCGGAGGCUGGCUCCAGCUCACCUGGACAACACCCCAGCGUGCAGAAUAACCCGUUGUCUGUCUCCAUCUCUCCCAGCGAUAGCUGGCUGCCUGCAGGGGCCCUGGCACCGACGGCACCCGGCUCCUCAUAUCUCUGCCUGCAGUAGCCCAGAGCAGCUCUGUCGUGGAUGCACCAACUUAUCAGGUAGACAUUGUGCCGCGGUGCAGGCUCUGGCAGCUGUGCUGACCCGGACCCUGCUCUCCUCCCCAGCGCCCGUGCUGACGGGAUGGUUGCUCGCGAGCCGUGCCACGCGGCACUGACCCACGUGCUGGUGGCCCUCUUCGGCAUGGGCUCCCGGGUCCCUGUGACCUCCCUCUGGGUGGAGCUGCCCGUGGUGGUGAAGUCACUUCCAGAAGGCUGGAACCUGCCCGCCUACCUCUCUGUCCUCAUCGCCCUGGGCCCCCUGGCCCUGGCCCUGGGGCCGGCCAUGCCCAAGAGCCCCUCCAAGGACAGCGUGGGCAUGGAGGAGUCCUUCCCGCUUCAGGACGGCACCCCCAGCCCAGCCAGCACCCCCGCGGUACCAGCACCCACCACCCUGGCACCCUCCUUUUGGAGCAGGCGCACCAUCUACCUGCUGGGGCUGUGCAACGUGCUGAGCGACGGCGUGCUGCCCUCGGUGCAGAGCUACUCCUGCCUGCCCUACGGCAGCCUGGCCUACCACCUGGCUGUCGUGCUCAGCAGCAUGGCCAGCUCCGUUGCACACUUCUUCACCAAGUUCAUGCCAUGCAGGUCGGUGGCGGUCUUGAGCGUCAUCUCUUUGCUGGGAUGCUUGCUUGCGGCCUACCCAAUGGUGUUGGCAGCUCUCAGCCCCUGCCCACCGCUGGUAGGGAGCGGCGUGGGGGUUGCCUUGGUGGUGCUGCCGUGGAUCCUGGUGCUAGGCCUCUUCUCCUAUGUGAAGGUGAGGAUCAGCAGCCUGCUGCUCGAGGCAGACGCUCGAAGGGACACCGCGCUGCCCCAGUACAACACCGUCAUCCUCGGCAGCUCUCUGUUGAGUGCCUUCAUCAUGUUGCUCCUCGUCAGCAACCGCCAACUCUUCCACAGCGGGCAGGACUGCAUGGCCAACUGCAUGGUGCAGCCCCCUUCUUACCCCCUAGCAGAUGCUCCAGAGGAAAGCCCCCAGCUCCCUUGGGAGAGGCCUGACCCCCUCCUGCUAGGAGAGCCGGGGGCUGCAGGCCUGGGGCAGGGGACAGUGAAGUGAUUGUCAUGGUUCCCAAAAACAAUUUGUUAAUACUCUGGUCUGUGGCAGAAUACCACCUCGGUCUCUCCUCAAACUCUGCUAUCUGACAGUUAGGUUACCUUGCUCCAAGCAGAGGGCAGACACCUCUGGCCCUGAGUUAUAACCUGAGCUGGAUACUUUCCUGUGGGAGGCAGAAAACCUGCUCCCUCUGUCUAUGCGACUGGCCUCGCACGCCUGGGUGGGGCUUACACUAUUGCUCUAAGUAUAACCCAAGGGUGGGCCUGUCGUCACUUGGAAGGGAUAGAUGAGGCAGGCACCACUGCUGUGACAAGGACACCCGUGAUUUUGUAGCAAGCUCCCCAGUUUUUCUUUUCUUUUUUUUUUUUUUAAAUUUUCAAAUACAUUCCCUCCCUUCCCCAAUUAUUUCUGACUUUUUCUCUCCCUCUCUAUUCCCUAUAGCAAAGUAUGAGUAAGUUAAGACAUAGGUAUAAUAGGUAUGAAUAAGCUAAGCCAUAGCCGUGCCCGGAGCUGUGCGGCCGGCAGCGGCAGUGUGGUGGUGGCCAAGCAGCACGCAGCCGUCCCCACCACCACCCUGCGCCAUGCACGGCUCCACGGCAGCAGCAGAUUUUGUAGGCAAGGGUAGCAGGUCUCUACUGAAUAAUCAGCUCAAUGACCAGACCAUUGCUUUCCAUGGACUCACCCAGGAACCAUGGACCCAGCAUUUGAAAGACAAAGACGCUACAGAAAUCAGCCAAGCCACUAUUGCAACACAGACACCGGAAACUGCAUGUCCACGCCUGGCGUCCACAUGCUCAGUGCACCAGGGCUGACCCUUGCCUGUGAGAAAAUGUAUCACUAAUUGGUCAAGUCAGCAAUAGAGUGCACGAAUGUGGUGUAUGUGACUAACAAAGCAGCAACGGAUGAUAUGAAUACAAGGAAACAGCUAAGAAAGGAAGUGUGGUGUCGGCACCUAGAAGCAAACCACUGACGGCCAGAUGUCUGUGUAAACAUCCUCGGCAGAAAGAGUGGUUCAGGUUGGCUAGAUAAGAGGAACCUUUCUACAUGACGACUGAACAGCACGUGCCUUGGGGAUAGGGUUUGAGAAAUCUUUCCCAGCAACAUAAACUGUAUAAAAGGGGGCGAGAAAAAGAAUGAGAGAGGGAAGAACUUCCCUCACCACUGGAGCUUGCACCUGUGCAUGCCAGGUCAGAUACCCCGCUCCAUCAACAGAUAGGGAUGGACCCUAUCUGCAGUGCCCUUGGGAUCAAGUAAGUGUGUCACCUGUGAGAGUGUAUGCACGUGUGAGUGUGUGUGGGGUGGGGUAAUGCACUAAGCGUAUAACUCCCGGGUACACUUAGUCCGUUUCUUUUCAUCAUUUAUUGCUAUUAGUCAUUAGCCUCAUUUUUGGGUUACAGCGGGCAGCCAACAGCGGUGAAAGAACAGGUUAGGGACUACUUAGAAAAGUUGGAUGUGUACAAGUCCACGGGGCCAAACUUGUACAUGUCCACAUGUGCACGUGUCCACCCUUGAGCCCAAGGGAGCGGGCUGAUGCGAUUGCAGAGCCAUUGGUCAUCACCUUUGAAACCCCAUAGUGAUCAGGAGAGGUCCCGGAUGACAGGAGAAAGGGCAAAACAUAGUGCCCAUAUUUAAGAAAGGGAAAAAAGGAGGAUUCAGGGAACUAGAGACCAGUCAGCCUCAUCUCAGUCCCUGGAAAAAUCCUGGAGCAGAUCCGCAAGGAAUCCAUUUCCAAGCACUUGGAGAAGAAGGCGAUCAGGAGCAGUCAAUAUGGAUUCACCGGGGGCAAGUCACACCUGACCAACCCGAUGGCCUCCUGUGACGAGGUGACUGGCUCCAUGGGUAUGCAGAGACGGGUAGAUGUGGUGUACCUUGAUUUUAGCAAGGCUUUUGUUAUGGUCUCACAGCAUUCUUGUGGGAUAGUCGAGCAAAGGGACACAAAUGCCAAUAGUUGCAUUAGUUUCUGCUUUGAUUUUGAAUUGAAUAAUACCGUGCUAGCCCCCUAAAGCUUCUAGUUUUGGUUUAACCAGAGAAAAAUGUGUGUGUGGGGGAGGGGGGUCUAGGUGAGCAUGUGCUACAUCUUCUGUAGCAGAAAGCUCCCUUUUCCUCUUGCCUGCAUUUGCUCUCCCCUCUUUGGAUAUGUUUCUCUUUUUCUACCUUUUCUUCCUUCCUCUCUCUUUCACUUUAAGAUAAGGA